Molecule: messenger RNA, 1254 nt
Organism: Ramularia collo-cygni
Lineage: Eukaryota; Fungi; Ascomycota; Dothideomycetes; Mycosphaerellales; Mycosphaerellaceae
Exons: 3
Coding region: 1-1254 (417 amino acids)
Biological process (GO): transmembrane transport
Cellular component (GO): membrane
Molecular function (GO): transmembrane transporter activity
Source: RefSeq, a predicted model, not a curated record
AUGCUGGCUGCAGUCUUCCUCCAACAACCUCUUGGACAACUCUGCGCGUAUGGAGCUGGUCUCACAGCUUUGCGGGCUUUUGAAAUCUCAUCGCCCGUCACCAAAAUCGAGAUCGAUAAGCUGUGGCGGUAUGUUGUCGGUAUAGGAGCCUUUCCGACACUGCUCGCUCUCGGCUUCCGGUUGUUCAUGCCGGAGAGUGGCAGAUACACCUAUGAAGUACGUAGAAAUGCUGCUCCGCGUGAAGAUAGUACGGCCGUUCGACCUUCAAAUGCAUCGACUUCAUCUGGCGAGGACCCUGGCUCUAGUGAAGAGGCACAGGCUCAGUUCGACUUCAACGGACUUUGGAGAUUCUUAUAUCAUGAAGGCCACUGGACCGGCCUGUUCGGUUGCUCGAUGUGCUGGCUUCUCCUGGACUUUGCAUUCUACGGACUUGGCUUCAACAACCCAUCCACCCUUGCCAAGCUCUGGACUACUCAGGACCUCACCUAUUCAGCCGAUCCACCUUACUGGCUCGAGACUUCUGGUAUUGUCAAUGAUACCAUUGCUGGCGUUGAAAUCGUCAAUGGUACCGCCAAUGGUGCCAUCGCAGAGGCGCUGAUCGGGCGCGUCUUGGAGAGGAACAUGCUUCGUGCAAUAUACACGGUCUCGAUUGCGUCUAUCCUGGGCUCUCUACUGGUGAUCGUUCUCAUCAAUCGCUUCGACCGAAAGCACAUGCUCACCAUCACAUUUGGCCUACUCGCCAUCGUCUUGUUCGCGGCAUGUGGCAGCUUCAAGGCCCUAUUCCACCAAGAAAGCCUGCACAUUGUGCUCAUCAUGUUCUGGGUGGUCAUUUCGUUCCUGUUCAGCUUCGGUCCUAAUACAUUGACCUUUGUUAUUCCAGCCGAAAUAUUCCCAACCAAGUAUCGAUGCACAUUAUACGGCGCUUCUGCAGCUUUCGGGAAAAUCGGAGCGAUUCUCGUACAGAUUGUCAUAUCCCAGGUCCCUUCUAUCGGACGGCCCAACUCGUCCGACAUCCGCUGGUUACUAUUAUCCUUCGCGGUCUGUAUGUUGCUAGGAGCAUUCUGCUCUCACUACUUCGUCCCUCAAGUGCAACGACGAGCGAUAUACGCAGACAUGACAUUGGAUCAGAACACCCAUCACCACCGCUCUGCGCCGCACUAUGUAAACAUUCCUUUGCAGGAAUUGCCCGUACGGCGCAGAGGCAAGACUUCGRACGUUGAUGUUGUGGAACUAGGCUACAGAAAUCCCAGCUAA